AAUAAUGCAUCAACAGUGGGGUGGAGUCCCCGAUGCAGCUGUGGUACAUGACGACGGUGCGCUUUUUUUUUCACUACCUGGACACCUGGCCCUACGCAAUGUUCGACGAGAAGGUGCCCGCCUACCCAUUCAGGGGCCGCAAGUUUUUAUUUGUUAUGUGGACGCUCACAUUUUACGUUUGCGCUUGGUUUCUCAUAACCAGCAUUGGGGUAGUUGGUUUCAUCGAACUUGCACAGUGCUACAUCACAAUAUUCCUGAACUGCGUCGGUACGUAUCGUGCUACUGUAACGUGGAGGCCAAAGUUCCAGCAACUAUUGAAACAGUUUGUUACUGAACUUCAUCUAUUACUCCACCAACACAAAUCUAAAUAUUACAAGGAGAUAAGUGAUCGCGUCCAUUCAAUUUGCUUGCUAUGUACAAGGAUGCUAGUCGUAGAAAUAAUUAUGGCCGUAUUAAUGUUUAAUAUCCCACCGAUAGUGAAUAAUUACAGGGCCGGGAUGUUGAGCACCACCCGGCCCGUUAACGGAACAUUUGAACCUACUUUCAAUUUAGCGUUUCCUUAUGUCGAUACUGAGUCUAAGUCAUUGUCCGAUUACAUCCCAAUGACGAUCGUACAAGUUUAUUUGACUGUUGACUGUACCGUUUGCCUUCUCAUAUUCGAUUGCUUAUCAUCGCUAAUCUUGUUUCAUGUGUGGGGUCAUAUUAAAAUAUUGAUUUACAACUUGAAUAAUGUUCCUGUUCCCAAGACAAGCAGUCAGUUCGAAUUGAACGAAGACCCUCUAUUUUAUAGCUCAGAGGAAGACAUAAUGAUUAAAAAUAUACUAAAAGAAAAUAUAGAACACCAUAUAAUGAUCAAUCAAUUCCUGGACAAGUACUCGUUGACUUUCGGUUCCUCGUAUUGUGCGCUCUACUUGUUCCAUCAAGUCAGUCUCUGCAUUUUACUAUUCGCGUGCUCGGAAUUGGAUGCCUCUUCUCUGUCUAAGUAUGGAUGUAUCACUUUCAUAGUAUUGCAACAGUUGAUACAAAUGUCCGUCGUAGUGGAACUCGUGACAUCUGAGGCCCAGAAGGUGAUGAACGCUGUGUACAGCGUUCCAUGGGAGAGGAUGUCCGCCAGCAACAGGAAGAUGGUGGCUGUGUUCCUGCUCAACGCGCAAAAUCCGAUGCAAUUCAAGGCCAUGGGCAUGGUGCCCGUUGGAGUGCAAACAAUGGCUGCUAUCCUAAAGACAUCGUUUUCCUACUUCAUGCUGCUUCGUACUUUCGCCGUGGAAAACGAACAGCAGUACGAUUAA
Messenger RNA from Chilo suppressalis (striped riceborer), 1289 nucleotides. The record is from the annotation of a GenBank genome assembly. Lineage: Eukaryota; Metazoa; Arthropoda; Insecta; Lepidoptera; Crambidae.